This is a messenger RNA of Camelina sativa (false flax), 1502 nucleotides long. The record is from RefSeq and is a predicted model, not a curated record. NCBI's taxonomy places the organism in Eukaryota, Viridiplantae, Streptophyta, Magnoliopsida, Brassicales, Brassicaceae.
AGUUCAUUUUGUGAAUAUGGGUUUUAUCUUGAGAUCAUUGGUUUUACGAAAGUUUGUGUCUUUGUCUUUGAAUAGUUCUUAUCUGAGAUUUUAUCUGUAGAUUUCCUUCUUAUUUCUCUUUGACUUCUGAGCUGUCUGUACAUAUCUAAAAGCUAGGGUUCUUUACGAAACUGUGGUCGGUUUGAUCUGUCUUUUUUUAUCCGACCUUGUGAUCCGUCUAUAAUUGAACGCGUUCUUUAAUAUCAGCUCUCAACUUUAGGAUCCAGUUCUCUAGUUUCUUACUAAUUAUUCUGUAAAAUUUACGGAAUGGUCUCCACCUUUAGGAUCUGCUACUCAAGUUUUGAUCUUAGAAUCUCUACCACUCGGAUUCAUGUGUACUUCGCCACUGCAUUGUUUAAUUAUUAUUAUAUAUGUGGUGAUCUUAGAAAAAAAACUGUGUUUUGCAUAACCGGUGAAUAGUAAUUGUCCUGUGAUGAUCAGUCCAGUAUCUCAAGUUAAGCUAUACUAUUCAUAAAGCUUUUGUUUUAUAGAUUUGGACACUCUUAAGUCUUAAUGGCUGCUCUGUUUCUUUAGACAUAGAGAUUUAGCACUCAUAUCUUCUAUGAUCAAUCCUGUUUCUGAACUUAUUGUACACAAUUCGUUUGCCUUUUUUGUUCAUAGAUUUACUCUAAUGGCUAUGUUUCCUUCAGAUACGGGUGUGAAAUAUCAUCUCUCCCAACAAAUGUCCAUCAGGAGGCCUCAAAUCCCGCGGCUUCUUCUUCAAAACGUCUCUUGUAUGAGAAACGCGCAGCAGAUUCUAAGACAUGUGAACGUAUCUCGUCAUGACGGUGGUGCACUUGUCUUAACUGGAACCAACGGAUCCGGUAAAUCAACGUUCUUGAGAAUGUUAGCUGGAUUCUCAAAACCAUCUGCUGGAGAAAUCCUCUGGAACGGUCACGACAUAACUCAGUCGGGAAUCUUCCAACAGUACAAACUCCAACUCAACUGGAUCUCUUUAAAAGACGCCAUCAAAGAGAGAUUCACUGUACUCGACAAUGUCCAAUGGUUUGAACUUCUCGAGAAUAAAAUCGGCAAAGCACAACCGGCAUUGGAGCUAAUGGGUUUAGGGAGGUUGGUGAAAGAGAAGUCAAGAAUGUAGUCAAUGGGUCAGAGGAAAAGGUUGCAACUUGCUAGGCUACUCGCUAUCGACAGACCGAUUUGGCUUUUGGACGAACCAUCAGUUGCUUUGGAUGAUGAAGGAGUUAGAUUGCUCGAGUAUAUCAUUGCAGAGCAUAGGAAAAAGGGAGGGAUUGUGAUUGUUGCCACUCAUCUUCCUAUUGACAUUGAAGAUGCUAUGAUCUUGAGGCUUCCUCCUAGGUUUCCAAGAAAAAUGACUUUGAUUGAUAUGCUUGAUCGUGCAGACAUUUCUUAGUAGAAGAAUCAAAGGGUGUUUUAUUUUGAACCUUGUGUAAUGCAAUAUGAGUAUAUCCUCGAGCAGAUUUGGUUAAAGCAUUUUUGGUAAA